AUGUGUACUACACUGCGCGAGUUUACACGUUGCAGCGCUUGCGAGAAACUGCGCCAUACAAAAAUGUUUCUCACUAAACAUUGCAAGGAGUUCUGGAGAACGGGUGCUUGUCCUCAUGCUUUGUAUCCAACUACAACUUCGUUCAUGGCGCAGCAUGAAUGCUAUUUUUGCAAUCCGACCAGGUGGGAGAAAGAUGAGCAGAAAUAUCGAAAUGAUGCGCACGAUCAGAGGGACGAGGAGGAUGCGAGCGGCGAGGAGACAAGCAACGACGAUGACAGAAAUGGAGAAGAGUCGGAUGACAACACUGAGAAAACAUCUGCUGGUCACGACGAGGUGGACACAACAUAG
Fusarium venenatum is the source of this 348-nucleotide messenger RNA. The record is from RefSeq and is a predicted model, not a curated record. Lineage: Eukaryota; Fungi; Ascomycota; Sordariomycetes; Hypocreales; Nectriaceae.